AUGUGUGCUUAUUUAGGUGCAACGAUGGUGAGUGUUCCGACAGCGGAAGCUCAGGUUUUUCUUCCUUGCAAAACAUCUAGAGAUUGUGGAUACCUUCACUGCUCGAGUGGGACAGGUCACUGCGUAAAGAGUCAGUGCCAAUGUAGUGACUCGAUGACUGCUAAAAGCGACAACUUUAAACCGACGAACUAUGCUCAGCCGUGCAACAAGACGAGUGACUGCGAUCCUAGAUAUGAACCUAUAUGUGUCACAGGAUCUUAUUUGUGUUACUAUGGGCACUGUAGUUGUGUUCAUUAA
Eruca vesicaria subsp. sativa (arugula) is the source of this 297-nucleotide messenger RNA. NCBI's taxonomy places the organism in Eukaryota, Viridiplantae, Streptophyta, Magnoliopsida, Brassicales, Brassicaceae. The record is from the annotation of a GenBank genome assembly.